Messenger RNA from Penicillium digitatum Pd1, 621 nucleotides. Lineage: Eukaryota; Fungi; Ascomycota; Eurotiomycetes; Eurotiales; Aspergillaceae. The record is from RefSeq and is a predicted model, not a curated record.
AUGGCUGACAUCAAUCGUAACUUUGAUCCUUUUCCCUGGCCAGCAUAUCCUAACACGCUGCCAGAAUCCACCUCCGAAGGACACUGGAAGCACCUGCCACCCUAUGAAGGACCAUCGGAUGAGCAAUUCGGUCUACUCAAAUGGCGGGGAAAGUGUUUCUGUGGCAAGAUCACCUAUCUCUUGAAGCGAGAGAAACCACUCAUUGCCAAAUACUGCCAUUGUCGCGUGUGCCAGGUGACCCAUGGAGCUCCCCUUCAGUGGGCGGCGAUUUUCCACAAGGACGAUAUCGCAUUUCCCAAUGGCGUGAGUGGCUUGCGAUUUUACUCUUCUACCCACAAUCGUCCGGACCAUGUGUUGCCGACCAAGGUGUCCUGUGCCAAUUGCCGAACACCGAUCAUGGAUGAAGGCCGGAAUAUGUGCUUGAUCUUCCCUCAAUUGAUUGAGCUGGCGGGAUCGAGUCUGGAGCAAAGAGAGAAGACGGAGGCUUUCAAGCCGACAUGUCAUAUCUUCUACCAGUCACGCACGCUAGAUCUUCCCGAUGGCCUUCCCAAAUGGAGCGGAAUGGAGAAUGCUAGUGACCGGAUGGACGACCACGGUCACCGGAUCGGAGUCGAGCAGUGA